UUAAUUAAUAUUUUUCGAGUAUUAGGUUAUUGUUAUUAAUAAUAUUUUUUGGAGCAUUUAUUAUCUGGUUUAAACAUACAUUUUCAACACCGAGAUUAUAUUUUUCUAGGUUGGAAGAAUACUCCUAACACUAAUUGCAUCAUACUUGAUCAUACUCGGCGAUAUAUCCGAACAGCUGAUAUAUUGUGUUGAUAAUCAGAAAUGGGCAUGUAUAAAAAUUGAAAAUUGAUAUAUUGGGAAACGCACUGUGGGCGUGGCCAAUCGCUGUAAGCAGUUGGCAAAAAAAGAAACUAAAUACACACACCCAAGUAUAUCCCAUUAACAUUGAAUUUUAUUGUUUAUUAAAAAAAUGUUAUUAACUAUUGAGUAUAUACUUUCAUGGGCACGAAAAACGAAUUCCUCACGAAAUUCCCUUGAAGAAAAUCGUAUUAUAUAUGCGGAACAUAUUACGAGUAUUGGUGGAAAAAUUGAUUCAAGUGAUGAGUAUCAUGUGUUUGCCACUUGAUAUAUUAUCAAAAUGUGAUUUUACUUUGACAGGUUGUUGUUUGUCUAACCUCGAAAAUGCAUAGAAACUCAGAUCUCUAUUUCUCCUGGAAUUACUGUUGCACCCAGAAACGUAAAGUCUUGUUUUUUAUUUUUUUUAAUCAAUUUUGCGGAAAAUUUUGUACCAGACCUUUUAAACAAUUUGUAAAAAUAUUAUUCGUUUAUUAAUUUAGCAUAUAUACUGUGUAUACCACAUAUGAAUGGGUGUAUGAAAUAGUUUCCAGAAAUUUACCACCAGACGUCGUGGUGAAUUGUGCGUUUCCCAAUAAAUAAUUGUCUUAUAAAUGAUAAGAAAAAUAGUUGAUGUAAAUUAUUAUCAUAAUAUUGAGAAAAAGAGAGAGACAUAAUUUAAUAAGUUAAACCAAGUUGGUCUAGGUGGUGACUGGUAACUGGUGACUGCUUGAGGUUAUGGUUAAAUUGGGUUAAAUUCAGUGUUUAUACAAUUAAUAUUAUUAACAAAGAUAUAUUUUUUAACAACUAUUAUUUAUCAUAAUAAGAUUGCCAUUGUAUAAAUAAUAUAAUGAUACAGUUUAACAAUAAAACUUGUUGAUUUAUAGAGAUAUUUUGUUUUGUUGACAUACUGACACUGGAGAUAAACAACACAAUAAAAUAAAUGAACAUUAUGCUCACUGGAAUGGUAUGUCAUUUACUACCAAAAUCAAUAGACUUGUAUGGCGUAUUACAAUGUCUCGAUUAUGGAUGAAAUAUUUAUUAAUAAUUUCACUAUUAUUAUGUGAUUUUUAUUUAUAUAAAAUUAUUAAUGUUUUAUUUAUCAGCAAGAGAGGCUGAAUUAAAAUUAUCCAAAGAAACAUUAAGUAUACCAAAUGUAUUUGUUGAUGGUAUACAUCAAGCCAAAGAUCAACUUGUCAAUAGUCAAUAUAAUAAAAAAUGUGAUGUCGUUCAUAUUGCCAUGGUUGGUGACAGUUGUCAAAUCAAUAAUAUUUUAUAAAUCAAAACCAAUUCAUUUUCAGCUACUUGUCGAUGAAAUAUCACUGAGAACAUUAAAAACAUUAUUCGAUACCUAGAAUUUACCAGAAGUUAAAGUAUCACUACAUUCAGCUGAGAUAUGGAUACCAAACAAGCAUUAUUCUGGUGUUUAUGGAUUAUUAAAAUUAAUAUUUCCGGAUCUAUUGAGCCAGGAUAAAGUAUUGGCACUUGACACAGACAUAACUGUUCUCGCUGAUAUAUCAUUACUCUGGGAUGAAUUUGAUAAUUUUAAAAAUAAUAAUAUGCUUGGAUUAGUAGAAAAUCAAAGCAAUUGGUAUAUUAAAAAAUUAUCAUAUGGACAAUCAAUUUGGCUCGCAAUUGGACGUGGUUUUAAUACUGGUGUUAUGUUGACGAAUCUCAAAAAAUUGCGAGAAUUUAAUUUUAAUAAAAUUUGGACACGAAUAACAAAACAAGUAUUAAUGGAAGUUCAUGAAACAGUAUUAGCUGAUCAAGAUAUUAUGAAUUCAGUUAUUAAAAAACAUAGUGAUAUUGUUGUUACUUUGGAUUGUGUUUGGAAUGUACAAUUGAGUGAUCAUACACAAAGUGAAACUUGCUACAAAAAUUCAAAACAAAUUAAAAUAUUACAUUGGAAUUCACCUCGUAAACAGGAAGUACAAAAUAAGCAUGCAAUUGAUUUUAAUAGAAUGCACAAAGUUUUUCUUGAAAUGGAUGGUAACUUGUUACGACGACAAUUAUUUCAAUGUUCUGAAAUAAAAGUUGACAACAAUACAAAUAAAUUUAAUGAUUGUACAAAAUUUACAAUGGGCUCAUCGAUUGUUUAUCGAACUCAUUUAUAUUUUUUUGAAUGAGGUCAUACUGCAACGAAUUACAGCAAUUAGAAGACGGCAGUUGUGCCUUAUGAAGUCACUUGGGAGCCUUACGUUGUUGUAUCUAAAACAGCACCAAAAUUUAAUCAAAGAUUUAUUGGUUUCGGAUAGAACAAAGUUUCAUUUAUAACUCAUUUGACUGAUCUUGGAUAUAAGUAUAUUGUUUUGCCAGAUGCUUUUAUUAUUCAUCGACCUCAUGCUCCUAGUUUAGACAUUGCUAAAUUUCGAACAAAUACAAUUUAUCGAAGAUGCCUCAAAAAGUUGAAAGAUAAAUUUGUCGAUGAGUUGAUAAAUAAAUUUGGUAAAAAUGCAUUAU
Messenger RNA from Aphidius gifuensis, 2673 nucleotides. Its product is annotated as LARGE xylosyl- and glucuronyltransferase 1-like. Gene Ontology annotation, molecular function: glucuronosyltransferase activity; xylosyltransferase activity. The record is from RefSeq and is a predicted model, not a curated record. Lineage: Eukaryota; Metazoa; Arthropoda; Insecta; Hymenoptera; Braconidae. The transcript has 9 exons. Gene Ontology annotation, biological process: protein O-linked glycosylation via mannose.